Messenger RNA from Closterium sp. NIES-67, 449 nucleotides. The record is from the annotation of a GenBank genome assembly. NCBI's taxonomy places the organism in Eukaryota, Viridiplantae, Streptophyta, Zygnematophyceae, Desmidiales, Closteriaceae.
GGAUCGGCCAUGAUCCGCACAGCAAGCCAUAGUCUGAUGGAUCUGACAAAAACGGGAAGAAGAAGAAUAAUAAUAAGAAGAAGAAGAAGAAGAAGAAGAAGAAGAAGAAGAAGAAGAAGAAGAAGAAGAAGAAGAAGAAGAAGAAGAAAAGAAGAAGAAAAGAAGAAGAAGAAGAAGAAGAAGAAGAAGAAGAAGAAGAAGAAGAAGAAGAAGAAGGAAGAAGAAGGAAGAAGAAGAAGAAGAAGAAAGAAGAAGAAGAAGAAGAAGAAAGAAGAAGAAGAAGAAGAAGAAGAAGAAGAAGAAGAAGAAGAAGAAGAAGAAGAAGAAGAAGAAGAAGAAGAAGAAGAAGAAGAAGAAGAAGAAGAAGAAGAAGAAGAAGAAGAAGAACCCUCUGUAGUCUAUAAUAACAUACAAAGAUAGUCAAACGAGUACAGACAAGGCAAGAGCAA